Messenger RNA from Colletotrichum scovillei, 192 nucleotides. RefSeq lists its product as uncharacterized. NCBI's taxonomy places the organism in Eukaryota, Fungi, Ascomycota, Sordariomycetes, Glomerellales, Glomerellaceae. The coding region runs from base 1 to 192 and encodes 63 amino acids. The transcript is spliced from 3 exons. The record is from RefSeq and is a predicted model, not a curated record.
AUGCCUGCCAAGAGAAUCGUCGUCCAGAGAGACAACCAACGCUCUCGUCAGCCCAAGGGUUACUUCAGAUCAACAUACGAUGCGUUGACUUCUUCUGAGAAUGCACCCAUCGUGCGCAGCGUCGCCAUCUUCGGCGCAGCUGUGACUUUCCUCUCCAGCUCCUGGGGCGAGUUCCUUCUUCCUCCUCAAUAA